CAGCCCCGGGAGCGCCUGUGCUGUUACUUCCGCGAAAAACCCGAAUUUCCCUACAUAUUUGAGUAAAAAGAGGUUAGUCUAUAUAAUCUAGACACGAUAAGAAUGUGCAGAACCAUAUCCUGAAAUAAAAGUUUGCGAAUGAUGGCGAGAGAAAUAGUAUUUUUAAGGAAAACCUUAAAGUUGUCUCAAUUUACGUUAAGUUUGAAAGAGAGUUGGGGCAAUCAGGGAAGUUUCAGGCUGCCCAUUUUGAAUAUAGCUGUACAAAUUAAGGCAAGAAUGAAGCCCACAGGCUCUCGGAUCACAUUCCCCCAAGUUCCCAAUGAUUUCGUGCCCAUAUUUCUUUUAUUUUUACUCUUUUUUAAGGGGCAACAAACACAGCCACAAGGCAGAGCUGAAGGUCCCUUCUCUGGCAGCGCGGCGCACGGCGCAGGGAACCAAUCACCACGCAGCUUCUCUCUAUAUAAACCCAGAGCCUUCAGCACCGGGAACAAGCCUCUCUGACAGUUUGGGCUUACUUUUGGCUUUCCUAGCAAGGCAUAAACCAUGUCCGAGACCGCUCCAGCGGCUCCCGCUGCCCCUGCCCCUGUGGAGAAGACACCUGUGAAGAAGAAGGCGAAGAAGACCGGCGCCGCCGCGGGGAAGCGCAAGGCGUCCGGACCCCCGGUGUCCGAGCUCAUCACCAAGGCUGUAGCCGCCUCCAAGGAGCGCAGCGGCGUGUCCCUGGCCGCGCUCAAGAAGGCGCUGGCGGCCGCCGGCUACGACGUGGAGAAGAACAACAGCCGCAUCAAGCUGGGGCUCAAGAGCCUGGUGAGCAAGGGCACCCUGGUGCAGACCAAGGGCACCGGCGCCUCCGGCUCCUUCAAGCUCAACAAGAAGGCGGCUUCCGGCGAGGCCAAGCCCAAAGCCAAGAAGGCAGGCGCGGCCAAGGCCAAGAAGCCCGCGGGCGCGGCCAAGAAGCCCAAGAAGGCUGCGGGAACAGCCACUCCCAAGAAAGCCGCCAAGAAGACCCCGAAGAAGGCGAAGAAGCCCGCGGCGGCUGCAGGGGCUAAGAAAGUUGCCAAGAGCCCGAAAAAGGUGAAGGCAGCUAAGCCCAAGAAGGCAGCCAAGAGUCCAGCGAAGGCGAAAGCCCCCAAGCCCAAGGCCACCAAGCCGAAGGCGGCCAAACCGAAGGCCACCAAGGCAAAGAAGGCCGCCCCCCGGAAGAAGUAAAGUGGCGCGUCCUGCUUUGAAAAUCUCAAAACGGCUCUUUUCAGAGCCACCCA
Messenger RNA from Peromyscus californicus insignis, 1262 nucleotides. Its product is annotated as histone H1.3. Bases 544 to 1209 code for a protein of 221 amino acids. Gene Ontology annotation, cellular component: nucleosome. The transcript has a single exon. Gene Ontology annotation, molecular function: DNA binding; structural constituent of chromatin. Gene Ontology annotation, biological process: nucleosome assembly. Lineage: Eukaryota; Metazoa; Chordata; Mammalia; Rodentia; Cricetidae. The record is from RefSeq and is a predicted model, not a curated record.